Sphenostylis stenocarpa is the source of this 1245-nucleotide messenger RNA. The record is from the annotation of a GenBank genome assembly. NCBI's taxonomy places the organism in Eukaryota, Viridiplantae, Streptophyta, Magnoliopsida, Fabales, Fabaceae.
AUGGCGGUUCGGUUCUUCCAGAACCCGAUGCCCGAAUUCGUACCCGAAGCGACGCCGUCUACUCCGCAGGAGCAAGAGGAAGCCCUCACAGUAGGGGACUCACUCCCGAAGCUCCUGGCCAUGCCUCACGCGCCACUCUCGGAGCGUCUCAAACGGGCUGCUCUGGACCUCAAAGAAACCAUAGUGAUAGAAACGUGGGGGAUUUCCGGGCAAAACGUUGGUGACUUCACUCUCUACUGCGGCGUUCUGGGCACCGCUUUUCUGCUCUUGAAGUCUUACGAAGUGACGCGCAACGGGAACGAUCUUUCUCUUUGCUCUCAGAUUGUGAAGGCUUGCGACGCCGCUUCCGUUCGUUCCAGGGACGUGACCUUUAUUUGUGGGCGUGCUGGCGUGUGCUCUCUCGGGGCCGUGGCUGCAAAACACGCUGGGGAUGAUGAGUCCUUGAGAUACUACUUGGCUCAGUUCCAAAAGAUUAAACUUUCAAAAGAUCUUCCCGAUGAGUUGUUGUAUGGGAGAGUUGGUUUUCUUUGGGCAUGUUUGUUCCUAAGCAAGCACCUUGGUCAGGGGACAGUUCCUUCCAAUUAUACAGCUUCGGUUGUUGAUGAAGUCAUUAAAAGUGGAAGGGCGUUGGGUAGGAAGGGAAGAUGCCCAUUAAUGUUUGAAUGGUAUGGGGAGAAGUAUUGGGGUGCUGCACAUGGAUUGGCUGGGAUUAUGCAUGUGCUGAUGGAUAUGGAGUUGAAGCCAGAUGAGCUUGAGGACGUUAAGGGAACUCUCAAAUACAUGAUAAAGAAUAGCUUUUCGAGCGGAAACUAUCCUGCUAGUGAAGAUGAUAGGAAGAACGACGUUCUUGUGCACUGGUGUCAUGGAGCUCCAGGGAUAGCCCUUACACUUGUCAAAGCAGCUAAGGUUUUUGGAGAUAAAGAAUUCUUGGAUGCAGCUAUGGAAGCAGGAGAUGUGGUUUGGAAUCGUGGUCUGCUUAAGAAAGUUGGGAUAUGCCAUGGUAUAAGUGGGAAUGCAUAUGUGUUUCUGUCACUGUACCAACUUACAGGGAAUGUGAAGCAUCUAUACAGGGCCAAGGCUUUUGCUUGCUUUUUGCUCGACAAAGCUCAUAAGCUGAUAUCUCAAGGUGAAAUGCAUGGAGGUGAUAGACCAUAUUCACUGUUUGAAGGGCUAGGAGGCAUGUCUUAUCUUUUCUUGGAUAUGAUAGAUCCUUCCCUGUCUAGAUUUCCAGCUUAUGAACUCUGA